This is a messenger RNA of Gongylonema pulchrum, 357 nucleotides long. The record is from the annotation of a GenBank genome assembly. Lineage: Eukaryota; Metazoa; Nematoda; Chromadorea; Rhabditida; Gongylonematidae.
AUUGAUGUUGUAAAUGAAGAAGGUCAUCAUUUCGCUGCUGAUCCACGCAUUUCCAUUUAUCCCGAUGAUAGCCCUGUAUUUUUGGUUUUCUCGAAGCCAUCGUUGCAGAAUAUUACGGAUUUUAGUAAGCCGGAAUCAAUACUUACACUGUUUCUCAGCUAUCGUCCUCUAAUUGGAACAACGAAUUUGACAAUUGCUGGUGAUAUUGCACUUCUUGACGGCAGCAGGCAACUGUUUGUGGUACCUUAUCGAGGUAUUUAUACAACUUCCGCUGUAUUUGAUUUUCACAUCACGGUACGGGAUGAACUGAGUGCCCGGGAUCCGGCACAUUUUGUUGAUGAUGCGCAAAUAAUUUUG